CAACGUAAUAAAUGUAUUUAAGUUUGAAAAAUACACUUCCUGAUUGAUAUUACUUUGUCCUUUAACAGAAAAGAUUUGUGAUUUAGGGAUUACACAAGAGCAAAACAGUUGAGCAGUGUGUAAAUUGCAUAUCACAGCAUCCCAGGAUGGACGACACAUAUAAAAAAAUGUUAUCCUUGGUCGGAAUGUUUGGGAACAAGAAAUUCACAGAUGCUCUGCAGUUGCAUGUUUCGAGUCCAAUUCAGGCCAAGGAACUUUACAAGAAAAAUAAAAAAGUAAAGGAUUUCCUUCAGCAGAUUGAUCAAAUUCAAGAAACCUUUGAGCUCGUCAAUUUCUACGACUAUCCUUUUGGAGUACCACAGGAUUACCCAAAAGCUACAGAAAUCAAAGAUAUUCUGCAGAUAAGUUUUUACAUGCAACAUGCUUUGGAAGCUGAAAAUGCUUGUGGUAAAGUGUGUUUACUGUUGCAUAAAUGUUUUGAGUCUAUAUGUGUAAGUAGUAGGGUUGUCUACGGUGUAUUCGAAUGCGCAGGGCUUAAGAAUGCUCAUGUUUGGUUGUAUGUUGAAGAUCAUUUGGUGGAUAACACAUACGUUAGUUUGACAUCAAUGGAAGAUUAUGUUGCAGUGAAAAUGGCUAUGAAAUAUAUAGAAAUCGAUCCAGACACCGUUACGGAUCUUUUCCUUGGCGACGAAGACACUCGAAAAUUAGGCAUCACUGACCACACCACUAGAGCUUUUAAAUGGGAAUUACAAAAUUCAGAUAAAAGUCUUGCAAUAAUGAAAAAUAAAAUUCAGCUCAAACACUAUUUUAGUGUCAUGAAAGAGUUCAUGACUAAACGAUAUAAAGUAACAAUUGAUAUAUCUCCAAACGUUUAUGAAACUUGUUGGAACUGCAACGACAAGUUCGAUAAAUUAUUGAAGUGUGGAAAAUGUACAGUCGCCUUGUACUGUUGUAAAGAGUGUCAGAAACUAGAUUGGAAAAGCAUACAUAAAUUGAUUUGUUUACCACCAAACACAUUUUAGAAAAACCUUUGAUUCUAGAUUUUAUUUUUUUGAUGUCAUUGUUAUAUUUUAUACAUUAUUCGCUAUGGCUACAUAGACAAUAACUGUUUAGUGUCUUUAAAUAUCAGCUGUAUUUGUACAAGGGUAGGACACAAGGUGUAUGCGAGCUUUUAACGAACUGUUACACCUGUUUCAGCUGAUAUUGUCUUCAUCCUGCAAUUACUUUUGUAUAUUAUCUGUGUUUUAAAGACACAAAACACAUGUUUUGCAUUUAUUUUCGAUUUUAAAUCCCUUGAGGCCCGUGUAGUAAUCACACAUUCAGCUGAAGACGGAUUCGCAAAAAAAUGAAUCUCGAAUGGUCAACAAUAAUACAUCGCUCAAGGUGAAUAAUUAUUUAUUUGUACAUAAGUUCAACAAUGAAAACAAAUAACAAAACAUCGUUCAAUUUGAAACAGGAGUUUACGAGUUGUCCUACACUUCAGACUCGACAUUUGCUAAAUAUGCAUGCUGAAAAUGACAUGGUUGUUUUUGUUACACAAUCAUACACAUUCAAGUUUUGAAAUCGAUAGUUGUCAUCGUAGAAAAGACUGCUGUUCUUGUGUGUAUGAUAUAAGAACAUUGAUGUGUUUUGUAUUGCUCUAAAGAAAUGUUUGAAAACCAACAGAACGCAUAAAGUAAUCGUUAAUUCGCAAUCGAUACUUCAUUAGAAUGCAACUGCAAUACACAUUAUUGGGUCACGCAGGUUCAUACAAUACUCAGUCCGGUAUUGGGAGGAGCUUUUAAGCGAUAUGUGUAUAGUAUACAUUUAGGGCUAUAUCUGUACAGUUGAACACCCAAUGGCAGGAUAAGCUAACACUGCGCAUGCAUACCGCUUAAAGAUGGAGAUACUUAGUGAUACAACUUGUUUUAAAUACUUAUAGUAGACCAAUCUCUGUACAGCGCUCUUUCCUUUCCGUAUACUUAGUACACUACAAUACAUAUUUAGUGUAGUGAUACUAAGUAAGUACGGAACGGAUGUGAGCUCUGCGCCGCAGAUUGAUAGAAGACGUGCACGUAAUUAAUCUAUAUAUUAAAUCGAAAAAAUGAACGAGGUUUAAUAUUUUUUUUCUAUUAAAUUUUAUGUUCUAUGAAUUCUAGCUCGAUGAGAACAUGUAAUUACUGUACGUUUACUGACGCUACAUAGUAAUAUCUCAUUGAAAUAAAACAGUGUCCAGCUGUUUAAAUCAGUAGCUUUAAGAGGGACGAAAGAUACCAAAUGGACAGUCAAACUCGUAAAUCUAAAACAAACUGACAACGCCAUGGCUAAAAAUGAUAGUACACAUGACACAACAUAGAAAACUAAAGAAUAAACAACACGAACCCCACAAGGCGCCCGCACAAAAACAUCGUCCGUUUUUAUUUUAUAAUUUUCUCAAAUUGGUUUUAUAAUCUUGAAAUAUUGAAAAAUGCAAAUGUUGACAUGUCAGUGUUUUGCAUUGACCGAUAUGUGUGGAAAUUUAUGACAAAUAUAAACAAUUGAUAUUAGAUAUCACACCUCAAAGACAAAUUCAACAUACCUUUACUUUUUAUCUGUAAUCUAGAAAAUAACAGAUAAUUUUCUAACUAUAUUACAGAUAAUUCAAAGAAAUAAAAUUCGUACGUUUUGGCAAUUUACGGGAACACUAUUGUAUUUACGUUUCUAGCAAAUAAGAUAACGAAUUUACGUCACGAGAUCUUACCAUUAUACACAUGACGAAUAUAUCUAUUGGAGUCUGAAUGGUUUUUUUCUCGUCAGUUAGUAUUUUCUAGGCAAUCACAGUCAUAACAUCAUAAAAUUCAUGUAUUAUACUGAAUAUAAUCAUUUUAAAUCGUAUUAUUUCCCUUUAAAAUUUUAGAUCACAAAUUAAACAGAUUUCUAGUUGAUCCCAGCUUUUUGUUUUGAUUUGUUAAUCCUUCACGAAGAGGUUACAUGUGCAUGCAUAUUCAGUUGUUCAUGUCAGUUAUUGUUUCUGUGAAUUUUAAUAUAACGGUUGAACAUUUUCACCGAAAGCUGUAUCUUUAUAUAUGAUUUUAAAACAAGACGUGACUUUUGUUUUACAUUGAUCAUAUAUUACAUGCAUAACUAAUAUGUAAUAUUUUUUUCCCUACGUGUGCUGGUCUUGCACCUAUAACACAUACAUGUACAUUGUAUUUAUUCACGCUUUUAUCACAAAAUAAUGUUUAUUAAAUAUGUGUCGAAAUUGAUGGUUUUGUUUUGUACAAAAAAUAAUAAAAUUAUUUGUUGUAGUUGUUAACUAGUUAUACACAUAAAUAUU
Molecule: messenger RNA, 3295 nt
Organism: Mytilus trossulus (common blue mussel)
Lineage: Eukaryota; Metazoa; Mollusca; Bivalvia; Mytilida; Mytilidae
Exons: 3
Coding region: 147-1022 (291 amino acids)
Source: RefSeq, a predicted model, not a curated record